AUGCCUUCAGCUUGGGCACCUGUGAAAGAACUUAGUGAUGACGAGUCAAAUAGCCACCGUGAAGAUUUCCGGGAGCUUGGCCUAAGGCCUAAAAGGAAAAGGAAAAAAAGGCAUGGCCCCACCCUUCGGGAACGUUUGGCCAGCGAAGUUCACUGCAGAGCAUUGUUAACGAAGCGAUGCAAAGGCUGCAGGAGGCCUUGUUUGAUGGGUUUCGCUUCGCGCCAGAAUGGUGCUUUUGCAAACUUGCUUGACUUCCGUCGGAAGUGGGUGGAUACGCACAAGCUUGAUCAAGAUCGAGUUGUUUUUGAUAGCAUGAAGGCGGCCUUAGCGGCUCGUGCAACUGAUCAAGCUGCGGUCUCUUGGAGGUUCAACGGUAGCAAGGUGUGUCUUCGUGGGUGGAAAGCUUUGCAUGCCAUUGGAAAUGGCCGGUUUCAACGGCUGUGGGAGGCAGCAGUGAGAGGCGACGAGAACCCGCCUGCUGACAUGCGGUUUGUCACCCAUGAGAAGGCACAUGUGACAGCCGACUCGAGCGUGGGCCAGGUGACUACGUUUUUGCAGACGCUUUAUGAUUCUGUCGCUGAGACCCUCCCAGACGUCAAAGAUGAUGGGUUGGAGCUCAGCUUUCACAAAGGCCUUGAGGGGGCCGACCCAUAUGCCAGUGUUGACAUGCCAGCGGUUGCUACAGUGGAGCCCCCUGCCAAGAAGCAGAAGGUUCGGAAGGUCAGACAGGGCUUGAAGAUUCAUGUGGAAAGGAAGUUGGACCAUGCCCUGGAAGCCCGGUACUUACCACCUGGCUGCAUGAAGGACUAUUUCGAACAGUUCAAGAGCGUUGAUGUAUUGAACAAGACGUCAUUCUCAACGUUCUGGCGCGUCUGGCGUAUAGAGUUUGAUCAUCUACGUUUUCGAGCUGUGAGCUCACACGCCCAGUGCUCGACAUGCUUGCACCACCGAGUUUUGCUGAAGGAACUGUCCGGGUACCUUUUUGCCCGGCAACGGCAGGCCCAGCUCUACCACGCUCAUUUAAUGAGCCAAUACCGAGACCGGCAAGUUUAUUGGGCGUUGAGAUCCAGCUCAAGACUCCGCACUCUUGGGCAGAUCACAAUUAUCCAAGAUGGAAUGGACCAGUGCAAAUUUGCAUUCCCUCGCAGUCCUCUUUGUAGAGGGAAGGACCUAUCGACCUUAAUACGUCCCAAGUUGUCCAUCGUGGGGUGCCUCGCUCACGGGUGGUGUCUGUUAUUCUCUGUAUCGGAUCCCACCCAUCCGAAGGAUUCAUCAUGUAUGGCAGAGCUGUUUUGUCACACUUUGACCAGACUGUCGCGAUUGGGCAUACUGGCUGGAGCGAGCCUUCAGCAUUUGAGAUCUGGACAUUCGCAUGAAGACAUAGAUCAAACGUUUGGAUCCCUCAGCCUAUUCCUCGUCAAACAUGGAAAGCAGGUGGAAACUCCGAAGGAUUUCCGCCAUUUGAUUCAAAAGUUCUGUUCUACGGCCCACCGUCCCUUUGAGAAUGAGCGUGCAGUGGUGUUGCUGGACCAGCACAGACCAUGGAGGGACUUUCUAGCUGGCGCUGUCCCAGUGAUGCUCCAGGGAAUUGGUGGCCCUGGUGCGCCCCACUUCUUUGGAAUCAGUCGUCGGGAAGAUUUGGGUUCCUAG
Messenger RNA from Cladocopium goreaui, 1650 nucleotides. The record is from the annotation of a GenBank genome assembly. Lineage: Eukaryota; Dinophyceae; Suessiales; Symbiodiniaceae.